UGUGCCUUUUUAAACAAUUUUGCAGCCAAAAUACUCAUAAAAACUCUUUGAAAGAGUAAUAUUUUCCUUGAAUAUUUCUGCAAGUCAUCAAGGAAAAAUGGGAAGCACUGCAAUGACUUUACUGAGGUCAAUUCUGAAAAUGGUGAAUUCAGUAAUGGCAGUGGUUGGUAUUGCAAUGAUUUUUUAUGGCCUUUGGAUGGUCAGAAUUUGGCAAAGAGAUAUGGAAGAGUCAUCCUCAUCAUCCACUCACCCUUAUGAUUCUGCUGCUCCAUGGUUCAUAUACACUUUUCUUAGCAUUGGCAUUACCUUAUGCCUCAUAACAUGCUUAGGCCAUAUCUCUGCUGAAAGUUCAAAUACUUUCUGCCUUUCUUGUUAUACAGUGAUUAUCUCCAUAAUUCUCUUGAUAGAAACAGCAGUUGCAGCUGAUAUACUUCUAAAUUCUGAUUGGGAAAAGGAUUUACCUGAAGAUCCAACAGAAAGAUUCCAUGAUUUUAAAAAUUUCGUUAAUUCAAAUUUUGAUGUCUUCAAAUGGAUAGGUGUGUUGAUACUCUUAGCUCAGGGACUUUCUAUCUUAUUAGCAAUGGCUCUGAAAGUUCUCGGACAGAAUUACAGAUCCAGCUACGAUAGCGAAGAUGAAUAUCUUCCGGCCAGGCUCCCACUUAUCAAAGAACAGCCGCAUUCAUAUGCUGUUGGUGAUCCGGUCUUAGCAUUUGGGGAUGAUGCAUGGAAAGUAAUGAUGAAAGCAGAACCUAAUACAUGUAGAUAACAGAAUUCAUGUAACUAUGUGGCACAUAGAUUCUCCAAUCAACGGUUUUUCAACGGACAUAAAACUUCAUUUUUGACAUACAAAAUAUUAAAAUAACAAUGUUGUCUUGUGUCUAUAUCCAAGUGCCCCCGUUUUUCCGUAUCCAUGUUUGUGUUGCAUAGAUGAUGUGCAAUAUUGCCCUAAUUGCCAAACCACGAAGCUAAGUUUUUCUUUCGGCAAUGUCAAUCUUCGUCUUAUUAAUAAGAAAAUUUAAUUUACAUUUUGGAAAA
Messenger RNA from Mercurialis annua (annual mercury), 1035 nucleotides. RefSeq names its product tetraspanin-19-like. The coding region runs from base 98 to 766 and encodes 222 amino acids. Lineage: Eukaryota; Viridiplantae; Streptophyta; Magnoliopsida; Malpighiales; Euphorbiaceae. Gene Ontology annotation, cellular component: membrane. The transcript has 5 exons. The record is from RefSeq and is a predicted model, not a curated record.